This is a messenger RNA of Cokeromyces recurvatus, 912 nucleotides long. Its product is annotated as rab-GTPase-TBC domain-containing protein. The record is from RefSeq and is a predicted model, not a curated record. Lineage: Eukaryota; Fungi; Mucoromycota; Mucoromycetes; Mucorales; Mucoraceae. Bases 193 to 792 code for a protein of 199 amino acids. The transcript is spliced from 7 exons.
AAUGGAAAAAUGGUUUGCAAUUACAGAUAGGUGAAAAUUCAUUUAGCUUUGAAUUUACAUUGUACUCUUUUUUUUUUUUUUUCUAAUUGAAGGUGGUAUAAUUGUAGAUACGGUUUUCUAGAAGAAAAGAAUUCUACAGCAAAUACACAAUAUAAGGAAAAAGAAAUAGAACGAGCAAAAAAAUGGGCAAGAAUGUCAUCACGUGUCAUGAUUCACGGUGAACCUGCUCAUAAAUUCACAUUUAAUUAUAAAUUCAAGAAAAGAGUUUUCAAAGGCAUUCCAGAUUGUUGGAGAAGGGAUGCCUGGUAUUACUUGAUCACUGAUUGUCUAAGAAAUGCAACCAAGGAUCAUAAACUAAAAGCCACUUAUCAAAAGCUACUUUUAAAAGAAAGCCCUCAUGAACGACAGAUUGAUUUAGAUAUACCGAGGACAUUAAGAGAUCAUAUUAUGUUCAAACAACGAUACGGUUCAGGACAAAGAGCUUUGUUCAAUGUACUUCGGGCUUUUGCUAAUUAUGAUGAAGAAGUAGGCUAUUGUCAGGGAAUGACGAAUAUUGUAGCGACUAUAUUAAUGUAUUGCGAGGAAGAGAAAGCAUUUUUAGUUUUGGUCCAUAUGUUCCUAAGGGAUCAGUUACAUAAUUUAUUUAUUCCUGGAUUCCCUACUUUAAUAGAAAAUUUUUAUAUUCAAGAGGCUUUAUUACAACAAUAUCUUCCUAAACUAUACAAGCAUUUGGCUUGUCCAGCGAUAUUUAUUCAACAAGAUGGUAUAUUACAUUAUUUUCAGGCGGUGUAAUUAAUUACCAUACACUUGUAAGAAUAUGGGAUGCAUAUUUUCUUUGUGGAUAUGAUGUAUUUUUCUUUGUAGCAGUUGCUUUACUAAAAUCUUACGAAGAUCACUUGCUAGCUGCUGAUC